This is a messenger RNA of Daphnia carinata, 1161 nucleotides long. RefSeq lists its product as uncharacterized. Lineage: Eukaryota; Metazoa; Arthropoda; Branchiopoda; Diplostraca; Daphniidae. The record is from RefSeq and is a predicted model, not a curated record. The transcript has 6 exons. Bases 1 to 1038 code for a protein of 345 amino acids.
AUGAAAACAUUAACCUCUACUCACCGGACAACAGCGCCAGACAAACACAGCGAGUUUUCAAGCACUUGUCAAACAAGCGGUUCUACUAUAAAUGGAACGCUCCGUACGGUUGAAAUUCAUUUAGAACGCUUAACAGAAUCCAUUGGCGUGAAGCAUUCACCAUGUAUUUGGCUUUUAUCGUUCUUGUUUUUUCCGUAUUGGGUUCAGGACAUUGCAAUUCAAACUGAAGCAUGCAUUAAGACGUUGUAUGUCGAAGACACGGCCUUGAUCGAUGUAGCAGAGCACCAAAACUGUAUCCUGCAAAUAGAAACAGAUCAAAAUCAUGUUCUUAGAUUUUCUCUCGCGCAUAGUGAACAUUUUGAGCGUGCCCAAGAAUUUGUCUCCAUUUAUGACGGGAUUGAGGACGAGUCCCCCAUAAUUCGCCUAGAGAAUCAGAUACGCCACGAAGUUGGCCUUACGCACACAGAAUUACUAGAUUCCGUUUACACCACGAAAUCGGCAGCUCAUUUACGGUUGAAGAAGCCCACUUUAAGUCUGAAACUGAAAAUUGAAAAGGCUGUUAAUUGCCCGUUCAAUUUGGGAUCGGAAAGCCAAUGCGGCCGAGUAGUGGACGGUGUUGCCUGUUACUGUGCGACUUUUACCAAGAGAGGCCAGUCCAAUCACACGACUUAUUGCCGAGACAACGGCAUGAAAUUGCUGGCCAUUCAAGACCUCAACGAAGAGGAAAAAUUGUAUGCUGCUUGGGGUACCUUGGUUUACUUUUGGACUUCUGCUUCCCAUAACAAAACUUCUGGAACCUGGAGUUGGGAGGGCACAAUGGCAAACAUUUAUCCUGGCUACGCCAAUUGGGCUCCGUUUAAACCCAAUAAUACUCUAACUGAUGGAACUUGCAUGGCCAUAAAAAAUGGAUGGUAUGAUGACCCUUGUGUUAAUUUGUACGAUGCUAUCUGUGAAUUACAGCCAGAAGAUGUACCCAAUUCGACCACACCAUUUGGUACCCCAGAGCCCACUGAGCCUCCCACUGUGGCUGAUGUGUAAACUACAUAAACUGAGAUGUACUGUUUUGUUUUUGGUGGGACAUAAGAAAAUUAACCUGUACAAAUCCAAUGUCAUGAAAUCUGGAAAAAAAAACAAAAAAAAAAAACAUGCACCUUAUCAGAA